This is a messenger RNA of Pieris macdunnoughi, 648 nucleotides long. NCBI's taxonomy places the organism in Eukaryota, Metazoa, Arthropoda, Insecta, Lepidoptera, Pieridae. The record is from the annotation of a GenBank genome assembly.
AUGUCGCCACCACUUGACAUACUCCAGUUGGACGUUUGGGGGGACUUCGAACCCUUGGAUGACAUUACCUUAUCAGCGACUUCAGAAUUCUGGUCACAAGUGGAAUACGAAACGGAGAGAAUAGACACAGAUUCGACGUUUAGCUUGAUGCAGGAAAAUGAAGUCGAUUGGAGGGUAGCAGAGACACCUGAAGAACACAAAGACAAUAUUGUACAUCACGAUUGCAUGUGGGCAGGCUACUGUAUAGACACAGGGCUGCCGAACACCUUUGUCCCGACGGACUUAAGAGUGGCUGCUCCUGGAGAGAGCGUGCUACGCCGGGAUCGGGAUAUGUCACCACCCCGACCAGACACUCCACCGACUUUGGACGGAGAUGAGCACCCUCCGUUCCGUCAUGUUGUGGAUGUUACUAGCACAGCUUUAAGGCUGUUGAGGGAUACCAGAGCCGUGGCAGCAGAUCAUUCGUACACGGCGCGUCAACACUUCGAGUGCCUUGGCGUUCAGACACCAUCUGACUCGGGAGAAUCAGGACGCAGGCGUCGCGGUAGCGCGGGAAACUGCGUAUCGACCGGCACCCCCCGGCUCUGUCUAGACGCACCCGCUUCCGGAACCUUCUACUGCGACCUUGAACGUCCCAACCUUUCCUAA